This is a messenger RNA of Cydia amplana, 1439 nucleotides long. Its product is annotated as juvenile hormone epoxide hydrolase-like. The record is from RefSeq and is a predicted model, not a curated record. Gene Ontology annotation, biological process: epoxide metabolic process. NCBI's taxonomy places the organism in Eukaryota, Metazoa, Arthropoda, Insecta, Lepidoptera, Tortricidae. The coding region runs from base 18 to 1364 and encodes 448 amino acids. Gene Ontology annotation, molecular function: epoxide hydrolase activity. The transcript is spliced from 7 exons.
AUAUUUUGAGAUUAGAAAUGGUUAGAGUAUUGACAAUUAUAUCAUUCCUGGUGAUCGGAGCAGCUGGUUGGCUAUAUUGGUUUUGGAAAAAUGAUCUGUUGGCACCUUUGGACCCCCAGGAGUGGUGGGGGUCGAUGGAACUGAAGGGGGGUGAUACGAGUGUGAGGCCCUUUAAAGUGAAAUUUAGUGAGGAGAUGAUAGUAGACCUGAAAUGCCGUCUACUCAACACCCGCGCACCCCCUCCCCCGCUAGAGGGCGUAGCCUUCCAGUACGGCUUCAACAGUCUUCAUCUGAACUCCUGGAAGGAGUACUGGGCGCAGAAGUAUAAUUUUACGGAGAGGGAGCAGUUCUUCAACCAGUUCCAGCAGUUCAAGACGAAUGUGCAGGGGAUGGAUCUGCAUUUUAUUUGGGUUAGGCCAAAGAUGAGGCCAGGUGUGAAAGUGUUACCACUCCUUCUUCUACACGGCUGGCCAGGGUCCGUGCGAGAGUUCUACGAGUUGAUUCCCCUACUGACUAGAAAGCCAAUCCAUGGAUUUGUGUUUGAGGUCAUAGUGCCCAGUCUUCCUGGCUUCGGCUUCUCCGAUUCACCCGUGCGUCAAGGUAUGGGCGGGCCUCAGACCGCCAUCCUUCUCAAGAACUUGAUGGAGCGGUUAGGGCACAAACAGUUCUACAUGCAAGGGGGGGACUGGGGGGGUAUCGUUGCUGCAGACCUGGCCACGCUGUACCCUGAGGCUGUGCUGGGGUUUCACACCAACCUACCUACAGUACAGCAUCCGUGUGCCAUAGCGUUGGCUGGUCUAAGUUUUAUAUUUCCUUCUUGGAUGGUAGACCCGGAGGUCGUGGACCGGACUAACAAACUUCGGCUGUAUUGGCGAGCUGGUGGCUACUUGACCUUGCAGGCCACCAAACCGGACACAAUUAGCAUCGCUCUGACGGAAUCGCCUCUAGGUCUCCUAGUCUACAUUCUCGAGAAGUUCUCCUCAGGCACCAACCCUGGCCUCGAGGAGCGGCCUGACGAGGGUCUGCUGGAGAAGUUCUCAAGAGACCAGCUCCUGGAUAAUGCGAUGACGUACUGGCUUGGCGGGACAACAGCAGCCAGGAUUUAUGCUGAUGGGUUUCAGGACAGGAUGAAGAGAUGGAGACUGUCUAUAAAAUCCACACCAGUCCCGACCUGGGUCCUCCAAGCCAAGUACGAGAUCCUGUACCAGACCCCAGCGGCCAUCAGAUUCAAGUUCCCCAACCUGCUGAACGUGACCGUGCUGCAUAGAGGAGGACAUUUCAUCGCCUUUGAGGAGCCUGAAGCAUUAGCUGAGGAUGUGUUUACGGCUGUGAAGGCCUUUACGGAGUUCCAUGAGAGAAAAUAAAAGUUAAUUACACAAACGGGUCUACCGCGAUAUAAUUUCAUUGUUUUUACCUUUAAUUCCGACGUUUCAGUUGAG